Dermatophagoides pteronyssinus (European house dust mite) is the source of this 957-nucleotide messenger RNA. Its product is annotated as prenylated Rab acceptor protein 1-like. Gene Ontology annotation, cellular component: Golgi apparatus. The record is from RefSeq and is a predicted model, not a curated record. NCBI's taxonomy places the organism in Eukaryota, Metazoa, Arthropoda, Arachnida, Sarcoptiformes, Pyroglyphidae.
ACUGUUCAUUCAAUGACGUGUUGAAAUUCUGAUAUUUUUUUUUUGCUGAGCUAUUAAAUAUCAUUUGAAUAGAAUAGUUUUGUUCGAAAAGUUCAUGGUUUAUUUUAGUUAUAUCUGAAAUUUUGAAUACAUCAUAUUCGUAAAAAGAUGUCUGGAACAAAUGUCAACGAACCGCAAUUUGUUUCUGUGGGUAGCCCAUUGGGUCCUGUUGUAAAUGAUGGCGAUCCAUCAUCAUCAAAAACAGCAGCAUCAUCAUCAACAACAACUGGAUUCAUGAACAAUUCAAAUUCACUUGGUAUGGAACCAUUGGGUGAAUUAGAUGGUGCCAUCAAUAAUCUAGCGAUGAGUGCCAAAUAUAAUCUUACACAAAUGAGUUUCAAACAAUUAUUAUCGGAUCGUUGGUCAAAAUUACAAAGCUGGGGAUCAUUUAUCGAUACUAGUCGUAUGAUGUUACCGAUAUCCAUUCAACAAUGGUCAAAACGUCUAGUAUCAAAUUUUAAACAUUUUCAAAGCAAUUAUUUGUUUGUUUUCAUCAUUCUUUGCAUAUAUUGUAUUUUGACAUCACCUUUAUUAUUACUUGUGAUAUCUGCAAUCGCAGCUGCAGGUUAUAUAUUAACAUUGAAAAAUGCUGAACGUCCAUUGAAAUUAUUUGGAAAGAAAUUGAAUCUUGGCCAACAAUAUCUUGCACUUUGUAUUUGUUCAUUACCGUUGCUGUAUUUGGUCGGUGCUGGUGCUGUAGUAUUUUGGGUGAUUGGUGCUUCAUUAUUUGUGAUAACAUUACAUGCAUCAGUUUAUUCUAUUGAAAAUGGUCUACAAAAUUCACAACAAUCAUCAUCAUCAUUAGUUGAACCAUUUGCAUUCGAAAUUCAAAGUGUUUAACCGAAAAAAAUGAAUAUAUUUCUCAGAUUAUUUAUUGAUAAUUUUAAAAAAUCACUUGUUCCAUUUUUGAAUGUAAUC